Molecule: messenger RNA, 1462 nt
Organism: Engraulis encrasicolus (European anchovy)
Lineage: Eukaryota; Metazoa; Chordata; Actinopteri; Clupeiformes; Engraulidae
Gene: cysltr2b
Product: cysteinyl leukotriene receptor 2b
Exons: 2
Coding region: 117-1157 (346 amino acids)
Biological process (GO): G protein-coupled receptor signaling pathway
Cellular component (GO): plasma membrane
Molecular function (GO): G protein-coupled receptor activity
Source: RefSeq, a predicted model, not a curated record
GUUUCUCCCAGACUCUCUAGCUUGCUUCUGAUAUGUCACCGUAAGAAGACAUUUACAUUGUGAACACCUGGAGAGACUGUAUGCAUCUUUUUCUUCUAUAAAGGGUCAAACCAACCAUGAGCAACAACUCCUGUGUUGGCCUUGGGGCCCAUAACUGCUCCAUCAAUGAAUUCAAGCGCAACGUCUACCCAGUGGCCUACCUCCUCAUGUUCAUCAUUGGCCUGGUGGCCAACCUGAUCUCCCUCUGGUUCUUCCUGAAGUCCUGGAGGUUGCAGAGGAGCCUCUCCUCAGUCAACCUCUUCAUGCUGAACCUCAACGUGUCCGACCUCAUGCUGGUCUGCUCGCUGCCAUUCAGGGCCUCCUAUUACAUCAACGACUCGCACUGGGUGUUUGGGGACGUGGUGUGUCGCAUCAUGUCCUACGUCUUCUACGUCAACAUGUACGGUAGCGUCUACUUCCUCAUGGCCCUCAGUGUGAUCCGCUACGUGGCCAUCACCAAGCCCUACACCUACAUGCGGCAGCAGAACUACCGCUACAGCUGGCUGGUGUGCCUCUCCAUCUGGCUGCUGGUGGGCCUAGCCUCCAUGCCGCAGCUCUUCAGCCGCACACAGCCGGCCAACAGUGACAAGAUGCGGUGCCUGGAGCUGCUGGACGCCAAGCCUGACCUGCUGAACACGUUCAUCAUCAUGAACUACGGGGCUCUGCUGCUUGGGUUCCUCAUGCCGUUGCUGGUGAUCCUGGUGUGCUACAUGUUUGUGGUGCAUCGUCUUCUGAUGCAGAAUAAGGCGCGUGCCAACAGGCAGCACUACAAGAGGUCCUGUUCGCUCAUCAUCAUCGUGCUCACCAUCUUCAUGGCCUGUUUCCUUCCCUACCAUGUGGCCCGGUCGAUCUUCUUGCAGGCAGAGUGGAGAGCCUGCGUGCACGGCGUCACCUCUUGCGGAUACAUCCAGAGCGCGCGUAAAGCUGCCGUGGUGACACACUGUCUGGCUUCGGCAAACAGCUGUCUGGAUCCACUGCUGUACUUCUUCGUAGGAGAGAAUUUCAGGACCUUUUUCAGGAGACAAAGCAAAAGGAAACCAAAACUUCAUAAUAACAAUCGACAGCAAAGACCGAGAUCGGAUGUUGCAAACACAGAGAUGCAGCAAAUUAAUAGAUAAGGGUGGGUUUUUAAUAACAAGUUUGAAUUAACAAGUUUGCCAAUUAAUCAAACUCCCAAUCUAAUGGUGUCCAACUAUCUUGGUUUAAAAGUCACAUACGGGUAAAUUCACAUCCUAAGAAUGUUUGACGCCCAGGAAUGUUUCUGCAAAUAUUUUUUCUCCCAGGAGAUUAUAUCCCAUGUGGACUUUUAAGGCGCAUCUGUUUAUGUUUGGGAAGUUGUUUACCCCAAAUGUUUAAGAGCUAUUGCCAUGACACUGUUAUUGAAAGCAUGAUUUACGUAGGCCUAUGUGCAUUUUUUACCUGG